UGGGAAUGACGUCACACCCGAGUCGGAAAUCAAGAUGGACGCGUCCAAGAAAACCUUUAUUUUGCUCGCUCUUUCGGAAUACAAACAGCUACUGAACAAAUAUGAGGCCCACCUCAGAAACACCGCAGAGGAAGAAAGGAGGCGCAGAAGGAUAUCCACCUUGCUACUGUCUACACAACAAGUCAUCAUGAAGACUGGACCUGAGUGGGAGGUCAUGCUGGACAUGGAUGACCUCACUUUUGCUCACCAUUUCCGAGUCACCAAGCCACAGUUUGACUAUCUCCUGAUGAAGUUGCAGGAGAAUGGCAUAACAAAGGAACACAGUAAAGGUCUACCACCAGUCCCUGUGACAAAGAAGGUGUUAAUGUUCCUGUGGUACAUGGCCAACCAAAACAGCUUUAGGGAGAUGUCGGACAAGUUUGAUGUCUCACAGUCAUCAGCACACAGAGUCAUCUUAGAGGUGCUCAAUAUCAUGUGUCCAAUGGGACAGCACUUCAUCUCCUGGCCAAAUAGUUGUGAAAAAGCAACAUCCGCUGAUGCUUUCCAACACCUCUGUGGCCUCAGUGGUGUCAUCGGUGCAAUUGAUGGGUGCCACAUCAGGGUGCAGAGGCCACCCGUAAGAGGAGGAGACUACAUGAACAGCAAAUCAUUUUACUCCAUUCUCCUUCAGGGGAUUGUAGACGAGAGGGGGCGAUUCCUUGACAUUUUUGCAGGACCACCAGGCAGGGUUCAUGACGCCAGGAUGUUAAGGUCCUCCAACUUCUACUCAACAUGGCAGGAGAAGAUAGGCGAGUACAGCUUGCUGGGAGACAGUGCAUACAUAGGAGAGGCGUUCCCGUUUCUCAUCACUCCAAAACCUGACAAUGGGGCUCUAACGGAAGUCGACCAGCAGCAGAACGCCAACAUCAGCCGUGGGAGGGUGGUUGUUGAAAAUGCUUUCGGCAGGAUGAAGUGCAAGUGGAGGCGUCUUCGCGAUCUGCAGAACACCCGGAUUGAUGCUAUGGUGAUGAUAGUAAUGGCAGCCUGUUUUCUACACAAUAUGUGCAUUGGUACCUCAGAGAUGUGCCUGGAACACCCACAGGGCUGCCCAAGGCAGGACGAUGAAAAUGUGUAGACCAAUAUCUUGUUUGUUAAGGGAAAAUGCUGCGCUCUGCUCUUUCAGAAGUUGUAACAAUACUCACCUCUACCACUGUAAGACAGUGGUAAGACUAAACAGUCACAGAGUGUCAGACCUGUCGCUGUGCAGUAACCCUGGAACAAAACUGUCACUUUGAAUGUACAUAUAUUGUUCAAUUUAAAUUAUUGUUACGCACACUUUUAAAUGUAAAUACUGUAAUAACUACCUCAUGUUUACAUCAUAUUUUGCACUACUAACCUCUGCACUAUUUUCUUAUUUAGCCUUGUAGAUUCUAGUCAUUGCUUGUUUUUUUAUUUUUGGGUUUAUUGUUGAUAUUUUUUAUACCUUUGUAGAAAGACAGCACAGUUUACCCAAGUAAAAUUAGUUUGUUUAAGGUUACCUGACCAAUAGACCUUAGACAAAUCAGUGGCCACCACCAUGUAUGAAAUUGGGAGCCCCACCUCUUCUUUACAAAUGCUGCACCCUUCCAGAGCAAACAAAAAAUCUGAACCUGCACCUUCUGUUCAUCGAAAACCAAACCCCAAUCUGUAACAUAAUACAAUGGUUAAUAUAAAAAAAUUCAUUCAUAA
Molecule: messenger RNA, 1707 nt
Organism: Labrus bergylta (ballan wrasse)
Lineage: Eukaryota; Metazoa; Chordata; Actinopteri; Labriformes; Labridae
Source: RefSeq, a predicted model, not a curated record